GGCUUGGGAAUUGUAGUUUAGUUUCACAACCGGAGCAGAGUUUGCAAUGGCCCCUUUAAAGGAAAUGGACUACAACAACCAUACGCCCAACUCUCUAGAUACUUUGUAAACUCUGUGCAAGUUGCGGGUCUGCACUGCUAUUUUAGGUAUGCAGCUAGUGCUAUCUGCUCGGGAGUGAGCUUUUCCUCUGGUUUUGGCCUCUACAAAUACAUUAAAAGCAUCGGUGUUUGAUAACAGCGUUUGGACGGGAAUGCUUGGAUGAUAUUUCUCGAUAAGAUUUACAGCUGAGUUCCCACUUGACUACACUGGCCAGCAUCCAUAAGAUCCACCACACCUUGCAUAGGCUGAACCUGACAGAAGACGUUGGACAGGAUAGCCUCCCCUCAGCGUGUUGCUCUAGAGCCAUGCCUCCUAGGAAAAAGAGGAGACCCUCAGCUGGAGAUGACAUGUCAGCCAAAAAAAGUCGCCAGGACAGCGUUUUCAGAAAACAUGAAACACCACAAAUCCGUGAGGAGGAAACAUUUUCCAGUAAAAGAUGCCUGGAGUGGUUCUAUGAAUAUGCAGGUGAAAAAUGUUGUGAUGACGUGGUGGGUCCCGAGGGCAUGGAGAAGUUAUGUGAGGACAUCGGAGUCGAACCAGAGAAUGUGGUGAUGCUGGUUCUUGCGUGGAAGCUGGACGCGCAGAGUAUGGGAUACUUCACUCUCCAGGAGUGGCUGAGAGGCAUGGGCUCACUGCAGUGUGACUCCACAGAAAGGCUGAGGAACUCGCUCGACUACCUGAGAUCUGUACUAAACGACAGCACCAGUUUUAAGCUCAUAUAUAGAUAUGCCUUUGAUUUUGCUCGGGAAAAGGAUCAGAGGAGUUUGGACUUGAACACAGCAAAGUGUAUGCUUGGGCUUCUUCUGGGCAAGACGUGGCCUCUGUUUCCUGUGUUUAAUCAGUUUCUAGAGCAAUCCAAGUACAAAGUCAUCAACAAAGACCAAUGGUGCAAUGUUUUAGAGUUCAGCAGGACAAUCAACCUGGACCUCAGUAACUACGAUGAGGAUGGUGCCUGGCCAGUUUUGUUGGACGAGUUUGUGGAAUGGUACAAGGAAAGACAGAUGUCAUAGGGCAGUGUAAAAAGGAAUAAAAAUACAACUGUGACAACGACUAUGAGAAUCAACAACCAAUAAGUUAACAAUACAAAAAUGGUAAAGCAGUGACUGUGGGUGCUUCCAGAUAAAGGAGGGGUUCUGUUGGGGGGCUAGGGUGGGGACACUGGGUUUGCAGCCUGGGUGCAUGCAUCCCGGAGCGCGGAGGUGGAGGACUGCCAUUGUGGAAGUUAUGUUCCCUACCGAAGUGCAUAGUGGGCAAGCUUGCAGCAAUCCCCAGUGGCAUUGCUCUCACUGUGACAUGUCAUAUUGCUGUCUGUGUUAACAUGGUAUCAUACGUGGACGAUGGAAGCAAAAUGGUUUGUGUGGGAGAACCACUCCUCAGUCCUUCUCUACAAGCACAGAGAAGCUGUGAAACCGUGACCAUUCAUGCAUUGUGUCUGAGUCUUAAACAGGGCCACUUUGACCUGGGCACAUUUAAAUAUUAUACAUCUGUGCAAUGAACUUGAGCUUUUUCUGGACUGAUGGCACUAACUAUUGGUUUGUCAUAUUUUUUGUUGGAUAGGAGUUCUACAAGAAGCACACUGUGUCAAAUGAUUGAUCGCAGGUUUCUGGUGCCUGUUCUGUUUACUAUUGAUUUGUGCCAGUGAUUUUUCUCUUUUUUCCCCUCCAGUUUUGUUCCUUCCUGCUGUUUUGCUCCAGCUAAAGCUAACCGUUUGCUUACCCUCUGUAAAGGCUUCAGACCUCAUAACACCAAACAAAUCAGCAUUGCUGCUUACCAACUCUUACAGUACAGUGGUGAGCCAAUAGUGCUCCGAUCAGCAUUUAUUGGUCCGUUGACCAAUUUACGUUGUGUAGGUAAGAGUAUUUUUGUGCCUCAAAACAUGGAAGUCACACACACACACACACACACACACACGCACACGCACGCACACGCACACACACGCACACACAGUGGUCAGGGAUUCUUUCAGGAUGAAUUCAGACUGUAUGGGCUGUGUUACAAAUUGAGAUAGAGCUGGUUGGUGUCCAUUUUGUCUUGAUGUGUGACAUCUGUUUUGUCCUCCUUAGUCAGCUGAUAGUUUCAGGUUUCUUACUAGUAGCAUCUCUCCGAACACUGACAGUGUUAAUAUAACUACAGUGGAAGACCAGUGACCCUCUCAGGACGAGGUCCUUAAGGCUUGAGUUGAAAGGUAGGUUUGCUGAAAGCAUUGCUUUUUACCACCGUAGGAUCUAAUCAAAACACUGACAGUUUGGAACUGUGUGAUGAUGCUAUGCUGUUAUUUUUGCCUAGUAAAAUGUUCUUGUAACACAUGUAUACAUUUCUGUCCUUGGCUGUGGUGUGAUGCUGAAUUGUCAGAUUUAAUAUUUGCAUGCAUGCUCCAACAGAGCCUUUUGUGAAUGGAUGAGAUUUUUGAAAACAUUUUUCAAACUUGUUUUAGUUUUGUACAGGAAUUUGUGCAAGUGUUUUUUGCUUAAUUUGAUAUUCACAAUCAUGGUAUGUUAAUUCUGAUGAACUACAUGAUUGUGUUUAUUAAGACCUGGAACACACCUGUAACCUCACGGUGGAGCAGGAGUUCCCUCCUGCAUUAGCCCAUCUUUGACAUCCUUAAACAUGCUGUAAAUCUUUAGAUAGCUGCAGACAGUAUAUAGGAUCUAUUUUUUAUUUAUUUUUAUUUACACAUGAUACACUUAAAAACACACAUGGAACUGUGUUGUGAAGAUAAAAUACAUCAGCUCUUGUCAUUGAAGUACACUGCAGCUGACACUUUGAAAUCCUCUUAUGUCAUUACAAUGCAUCAACUAUCAGCAUAAAAUCUAAGUUGAGGUAGUUGUUGGAUUGCUUACAAAAUACUGUGUAGAAAUUGAUGUUUGAGUACUCCAAUGACAAUGCAGGAGGUUGAACGCCCUUGUCCCAACUGUAUAUAUGUAUGUAAGUGUCUAUAUGUCUGUUUUCACUAUAACCUAUGUCUAUAUACAUAAAUAAAAUGGGUUUAUUAAC
Notothenia coriiceps (black rockcod) is the source of this 3093-nucleotide messenger RNA. It is a transcript of the gene dcun1d4, whose product is annotated as DCN1, defective in cullin neddylation 1, domain containing 4 (S. cerevisiae). Gene Ontology annotation, molecular function: ubiquitin conjugating enzyme binding; ubiquitin-like protein binding; cullin family protein binding. The coding region runs from base 405 to 1109 and encodes 234 amino acids. Gene Ontology annotation, biological process: protein neddylation. Gene Ontology annotation, cellular component: ubiquitin ligase complex. The record is from RefSeq and is a predicted model, not a curated record. NCBI's taxonomy places the organism in Eukaryota, Metazoa, Chordata, Actinopteri, Perciformes, Nototheniidae. The transcript is spliced from 11 exons.